Messenger RNA from Sesamum indicum (sesame), 2597 nucleotides. RefSeq names its product root phototropism protein 3. The record is from RefSeq and is a predicted model, not a curated record. Gene Ontology annotation, molecular function: protein binding. NCBI's taxonomy places the organism in Eukaryota, Viridiplantae, Streptophyta, Magnoliopsida, Lamiales, Pedaliaceae.
GUUCAUGGUCAAAGAAAAAAGGCAUUACUGAAAAGCUCCAAAAACAGUGUUUAGUCUGCUCUGCCCAUGACUUCACAGCUUUGUUGGAGGGAUUGAGAGUCCGCGGGGAGAGCCGACAAUCUGAGACAAUUCCAAAUAUCCCCAUGUGGGAUUCUUUCUACUAACUCAUCAUCUCAGCUUCUGCGUCAGUUGAUUGAAAACACUGGCUCAUUUCCUCUGACUUCCUUCUGGGCUAACUCUACUUUUCUUGCGUUCUUCUAGUUUGAUUGUUUUCUUCUUGUCUGGUUUCUUUCACCAUGUGGGAUUCUGAAACAGAAUCGGCAGGAGGACGAGGUUAUGGCAAUGGAGCUCUUUCAACGAGCAAGCCCGGAGUUCAGACAGAUGGUUUUGAGCGAAGAGGGCAGUCUUGGUAUGUUUCAACUGAUGUUCCGUGUGAUCUUUUAGUCCGGAUUGGAGAUGUCAGUUUCCAUUUACACAAGUAUCCUCUUCUUUCUCGAAGUGGGAAGGUGAACAGAAUUGUUUACGAAUCGCGGGACGUGAACUUGAAUAAGAUAGCUCUAGACGACAUUCCAGGAGGGCCUGAGGCUUUUGAACUGGCAGCAAAGUUCUGCUAUGGGAUUGCUGUUGAUUUGACAGCAACUAACAUCUCAGGCCUAAGAUGUGCGGCGGAGUAUUUGGAGAUGACUGAGGAUUUAGAAGAGGGCAAUCUUAUAUUCAAGACAGAGGCUUUUCUCAGCUAUGUUGUGUUGUCCUCAUGGAGAGAUUCCAUAGUAGUGUUGAAAAGCUGUGAGAACCUCUCACCGUGGGCCGAAAAUCUCCAAAUUGUUAGACGAUGUAGCGAGUCUAUUGCUUGGAAAGCUUGUGCGAACCCGAAGGGGAUAAGAUGGCAAUACACGGGAAAGGCCCCAAGCUCGAUAUCCAGCCCAAAAAGGAGUGAAAUGAAAGAAUCUAGCCCGAGUAGGAACUCCCAAGUUCCUCCAGAUUGGUGGUUUGAAGAUGCUUCCAUUCUUAGGAUCGAUCAUUUUGUACGAGUUAUUACUGCCAUUAAGGUGAAGGGGAUGAGAUAUGAACUAAUUGGAGCUGCAAUAAUGCAUUAUGCGAGUAAGUGGCUCACUGGUCUAAUCAAAGAGGGAUCUGGAUCGGGACCAGGAUCAGGGUCGGGGUCGGGGUCGGGAUCAGGGUCGGUGGGGCCUCUUGACGAGGGAAGUAAAAUUAGUAUUAGCAGCAGUGGCAGUGGCAGUAGCUGGAAAGGGGGACUUCACAUGAUUGUCACAGGAAGUAAAGAGGAAUUACCCACGGUUCAGGCUAAAGAUCAGAGGAUGAUUAUUGAAAGCCUGAUAAGUAUAAUCCCCCCACAGAGAGACAGCGUUUCUUGCAGCUUCCUUCUACGGCUGCUAAGAAUGGCAAACAUGUUGAAUGUGGCACCUGCUUUAGUUACCGAGCUGGAAAAACGGGUAGGGAUGCAGUUUGAACAGGCAACAUUGGCGGAUCUUCUGAUACCAUCUUACAACAAAAACGAUACCAUGUAUGAUGUUGAUCUCGUACAGAGGCUUUUGGAGCAUUUCCUGGUUCAGGAACAGCCAGAAAAUUCGAGUCCCAGGCAGUCAUCUUAUGAUACUAAAGUGUAUGAUGGAUUUCAAAGGGCGACUCAUUCAAAUGCCCAGAUGAGAGUGGCGAGACUCGUCGACAGUUAUCUUACAGAGGUAGCGAGGGACAAAAACCUCUCGUUGACAAAAUUUCAGGUCUUGGCAGAGGCCUUGCCGGAAUCAGCUAGAACUUGUGACGACGGAUUGUACAGAGCAGUUGAUUCCUAUCUUAAGGCCCAUCCAACGCUCACGGAGCAUGAAAGAAAGAGGCUCUGCCGUGUGAUGGAUUGCCAGAAACUCUCGAUUGAUGCAUGCAUGCACGCUGCCCAAAAUGAAAGACUCCCACUCAGAAUCGUGGUGCAGGUCCUCUUCUCAGAACAGGUAAAAAUAAGCAAUGCAUUAGCCAACAGCGCCCUGAAAGAAGCCGGUGAAUCCCAUUACCAGCCCAUGGUAUCAAACAGGAGAACACUACUCGAAGGAACUCCUCAAUCAUUCCAAGAGGGAUGGGCGGCAGCAAAGAAAGAUAUCAACACUCUAAAGUUUGAACUUGAGAGCAUAAAGGCAAUGUACCUAGAACUCCAAAACGAGAUGGAAACACUACAGAGACAGGUUGAUAAGGCGAGCAAGCCGAAACAAACGUCAGCAUGGACCUCUGGGUGGAAAAAGCUGAGCAAGCUGACUAAGAUGACAGAGAACAACAUUGUUGGGUCCCAGGAACAGAAUGCGGAUCACAGUCAACAUACUAGAAAGACUACUAGAAGGUGGAGAAAUUCGAUUUCUUGAAACAUCAGCAAGUCGUGAACAAAGAUACCAACAGAUAAGUCGUGCUUUAUGUCAUUUGAGAAAUGCACGUUUACAUAAGAUCUUCUUCCGGUAAAUUAGUUUUUACAAUUUACUUCAGAAAGUAGCAUUGUCUUAUUACAAACAUUUGUAUCCAGAGAUGGUUACUUACGUAGUAAUCAUGUCAUAGUUCAAUCGUACAUAUGUUUUAUGUGGUUGCAAAAUGACUAA